UUCCCGAAGACUAUUAUAAAUUAUAAAUCCAAUUUUUCCGUCAUUGACAGUAAAACGUUAUUACCUUAUGUCAAUGAAUUAUGGCUAACCAACUUCUAAUGCUCUCGGCUAGUAAAUUUGAGCACUUUUUUCUAAAUCGGCUGUGUCAUUUACAGAUGUGGAAAAAGUAUCUAUUUGGCCCUUGCGGGCUUAAUGAACCUGGAAUACAACAAUGGCAACUUUUCUGCAGUAAGCCACCUAAAGGCUUUGAAAAGUUUUUCCCGGGAAAGAAAGAAAAGGAACCUCUCAAGCAAAGCAAGCCUUCCUCCAAGGGCCAAGCUAGUAAAGAUAAUUCAAACAAUUUCAAAAAAGACUUUAGCUAUGGUCUUGGAUCUACAAAAAAAAUUGGAUCAGGAAGCGACAGUCCCUUCAAAAGUGACAAAUGGUUUACAACUUUAGGAGCUCUAGGGGCUAUUGGACUUGUUGGAGCAAUGAUUUUUCUUGAAGGAGGCAAAGAAAUUACCUGGAGAGAGUUUGUUAACAGCUACUUAAACAAAGGAACAGUUGAAAAGUUGGAAGUUGUAAACAAAAAGUGGGUGAGAGUUAGACUUCAACCCGGUUCCAAUUCAGAUGAUACACUAUGGUUUAAUAUUGGAAGUUCCGACACAUUUGAAAGAAAUUUAGAAAAUGCCCAGCUUGAACUGAACACUGAACCCCAAAACUAUAUACCUGUUAUUUAUAAAAAUGAAUUAGAACCUGGACAAAUAAUAUCGUACCUUCCAAGUCUUUUGACAAUAGGAUUUUUACUUUACUUUACCAGGCAAACUACAAGCAUGUUUUCGGGUAAAGGAGGUCGCGGUAGAGGACUCUUUGGAAAUGUUACAUCAUCAACAGCUAAACUGAUUAAUCCAAAUGAAAUUGGAGUCAAAUUCAAGGAUGUUGCUGGUUGCGAAGAAGCUAAAAUUGAAAUUAUGGAGUUUGUAAAUUUUUUAAAAAAUCCACAACAGUACAUCAACCUAGGAGCUAAAAUCCCUAAAGGUGCACUGCUGACAGGUCCGCCUGGAACGGGCAAGACUUUACUUGCCAAAGCUACUGCUGGAGAAGCCGCAGUACCUUUUUUAACAGUAUCUGGUUCUGAGUUUUUAGAAAUGUUUGUCGGUGUUGGACCGUCUCGAGUAAGAGACAUGUUUUCUAUGGCUCGAAAAAAUGCCCCGUGUAUUUUGUUUAUCGACGAAAUUGAUGCUGUGGGUAGAAAACGAGGUGGAAAAAGUUUUGGAUCACAUUCGGAACAAGAAAAUACGUUAAAUCAACUUUUGGUGGAAAUGGAUGGUUUUAAUACAACAACUAAUGUUGUUAUUCUGGCUGCAACUAAUAGGAUUGAUAUUUUAGACAAAGCUUUAUUACGUCCAGGUAGAUUUGACAGACAAAUUUUUGUACCAGCACCAGACAUUAAGGGACGAGCCUCGAUUUUUAAAGUUCAUUUAGAAAAUUUAAAAACGACCUUAGACAAGAUAGAUUUAGCAAGAAAGAUGGCUGCUCUAACUCCAGGUUUUACUGGAGCUGAAAUAGCAAAUGUAUGUAAUGAAGCGGCAUUAAUUGCUGCUCGUGAUCAUAAGGACAGCAUAGAAAUGAAAAACUUUGAGCAAGCAAUUGAAAGAGUUGUAGCAGGGAUGGAGAAGAAAACCAAUGUUUUGCAACCUGAAGAAAAAAAAACUGUGGCUUAUCAUGAGGCGGGACACGCAGUAACUGGGUGGUUCCUUGAACAUGCAGAUCCUUUAUUAAAAGUAUCCAUUAUCCCACGAGGAAAAGGAUUGGGUUAUGCUCAGUAUUUACCUCGAGAACAAUAUCUUUACACUAAAGAACAACUGUUUGAUAGGAUAUGCAUGACCUUAGGUGGUAGAGUAUCAGAAGAAAUUUUUUUUGGUCGCAUUACUACAGGUGCACAGGAUGACUUGCAAAAGGUUACACAGAGCGCAUAUGCUCAAGUUGUUCAUUAUGGAAUGAAUGAAAAAGUUGGACAAGUAAGUUUUGAAAUGCCGCAACCAGGGGAUAUGGUUCUUGACAAGCCGUAUUCUGAAAGCACAGCUCAACUUAUAGAUCAAGAAGUCAGAACCAUGAUUCAUCUCGCACAUGAACGUACUACUAAACUUUUAAAUGAACAUAAAGAUAAUGUAAUCAAGGUUGCUGAGCGACUAUUGAAGCAAGAAAUUUUAAGUCGAGAUGAUAUGAUCGAGCUGCUUGGACCAAGACCCUUCCCAGAAAAAUCUACUUAUGAACAAUUCGUUGAAGGUACAGGAUCCUUCGAAGAAGAUACGAGCUUGCCAGAAGGCUUAAAAGAUUGGAAUAAAACACGGGAAUCUCCCACUCAUCAUAGUUCAAAUGAGAAGCCUACAUCAUCUUCUUUACAAAAAUCAGAAGUGGAUCAAAAGCAAUAAUUAUAAUUUUACUCAUAUUUUCUUGUUUUGGUAGGUUUGACAGAUGCACCAGUAAUGCAGUGCUAAUAGUUAUAAGCGAUAACUUUGUACCAUAGUUACUAUUAGAAAAAGUUUUUUUUAAUGUAAUAAUUUUUGUUGGCCAACUGUAGAUGACUAAAUCUAGAGGUCUUAAUGGCCAUUAGAAAUUCUAUGAGGACACUUGACUUUUAUAAUGUAUGUUUAAUGGUUCAAAUGACAGUAGAUGAUAAAAUAAGUGUAACCAAUGGUUACACUACUACUAAAUUUUAUUUGUUAUUAGAACAACGUUUUAGCUGGUGCAGAAUGAAGACUUGAAGCCCUCAUUAGAUUUAAAUAAUAAAUUAUUUUUAAGAGUAACAUUGGUAUUAUUGGUAUUUUUAAUUAUAAUUGAUCAAUUAUUCGAAUCUGAUGAAGGCUUUCAAGCUGUAUUCUGCAUGAGCCAAAACUUUGUUCUAAAAACGAAUGAAAAUUUCGCAGUAAAACCAUUGUCGUAUUCAUUAUUUUUUAAACGUAUUUUUAUGCAUACAAUCCUAAUUAUUUAAGCAUAUGUAGCUUAUCUGAAGCAGAAAAAAAAUCUCUCGUUAUUUUUUUUCAAAAACUUUCCAUUUUUUCGUAAAAAAUUAGCAAAGUUUGAAGGAAAGCGGUUUUUAAAAAUUUCAAACAGUACAUAAAAAUUUUAAUUUUUUCAAUCUAUACCAGCGUUAAAUUUGUAUUGAACCCUGUACUUUUAAUAUAUAUAUAUAUUAACGUUUAUCCGAUACUUACAUAUUUAUUACAUAUUUAUAUCCGGUAUUUUCAUGUAUGUGUAAAUUGCCUAAUGAAUGUAUAUAUUACAGAGACGUAGAAACACUGGGACUUCGAUGAGAAAUGAAAAUAUUAUGUACAUACUGGGUCCCAACAAAUCUAACGUUCGAGUAUAAAAUUUAAUAAGUUUUGAGUUACUAGAAAAAUAGACAAGAGUUCCUUUUGGUGUUGAUAAUUUUUAAAACUUUAAGAUAUAUCUUUUAUAUGUGAUUGUUACAGCACUUAUUGACAGUAAACUGUAACUCUUGAAGUCCAUUGAAGCUAUACGCCAUGGCUUGCAUGCAUACGUAAAAACUCCUGACAUUCAAAGCAUACAAUAUACCUCUUGAAUGAUUGUUAUCGUAUUGUACAAGUUCAAAGUUCAACGCAAAGUGUUAGCAAUGUAAAAAACUACAGUUACGAUCGUUUAAAAAGUAAUAAAAUUUGUAAAAACUGCAUUCCUUUAAACUUUGCCAACUUUUUACAAAAAAACUAAAGGUAUUUUAAAAAAAUUAUCAGUGUCCAGAAUAACUUUCAACAUUGGGCACCGUAUUUUUUCAAUAUAUUCGUACAGCUUUUUUCCCGUGUAUUAUAAUAAAUGCAAUAAGAAUUUUAACAAGUAUCAGAAUACGCCUUUUCUUCUAACAAAAGAGAGGUCUUCUGGAAAAUCGGUUUACAUCCCAAAUCGAUAUUUUUAAUGACAUCAUAGUAAGUAUACUUUUAAAAAAUGUUAUUUAAUAUAUAUAUAACUAAAAUAUUAUAAUUUACCGGAUAUUACUGGUACCGGAAAAAUCCGUGCUAGGCAGCCGUAAAUCUCAUGCUGCAGUGAGUGCAAAUAAAAUCUGGUAGGCGUCACUGGUUAAAAUGGUUCUAACUCCUCUCCACGUACGCUCUCCUCACCUAUUAAAUGAUAUAUAUUUAACUUUAGAUAUAGGCCUACGUAGCUCCUAUAUUAAAUUUUCUUCCUAUUCAAUGUUUCUAGCCAUGUCAAUAGCAGCGCGCAAGUGGCUCCUUGUGUUAUUUCAU
Messenger RNA from Copidosoma floridanum, 4241 nucleotides. RefSeq names its product AFG3 like matrix AAA peptidase subunit 2 (gene Afg3l2). Gene Ontology annotation, biological process: mitochondrial protein processing. Gene Ontology annotation, cellular component: membrane; m-AAA complex. Gene Ontology annotation, molecular function: ATP-dependent peptidase activity; ATP binding; zinc ion binding. NCBI's taxonomy places the organism in Eukaryota, Metazoa, Arthropoda, Insecta, Hymenoptera, Encyrtidae. The record is from RefSeq and is a predicted model, not a curated record.